GGAGUCUACUGUCUACGCGAGCCGCCAUAUUGUCAUCCCCGAAGAGCCCAGAGCUUUUGCUCGUCUGCCAACCCCCCUGUCAAGUCACCAGUACCUGUUUGAGGCUGUCCAGCAUCACUUUUCAAGCCUCAACAGAAGCAACGCCACAUCCUCAUCAUGUCCGGUCCAGUCACUAGCAGAUCCCGGGUGUAUCCAGACGUAAACACACAGAGGCCUCGGGAAUACUGGGAUUACGAGUCACAUGUGGUCGAAUGGGGAAAUCAAGAUGACUAUCAGCUGGUGCGAAAGCUGGGCCGUGGCAAAUACAGCGAAGUGUUUGAAGCCAUCAACAUCACAAACAACGAGAAAGUCGUCGUCAAAAUACUGAAGCCAGUCAAGAAGAAGAAAAUCAAGCGAGAAAUAAAAAUUCUAGAGAAUCUGAGAGGCGGUCCCAACAUCAUCACUCUUCUAGACAUCGUCAAAGAUCCAGUGUCUCGAACUCCAGCUUUGGUUUUUGAACAUGUAAACAACACAGACUUCAAGCAAUUGUAUCAGACACUAUCAGACUACGACAUUCGGUUCUACAUGUAUGAGAUUUUAAAGGCGUUGGACUAUUGCCACAGUAUGGGAAUCAUGCACAGAGACGUCAAACCACACAACGUCAUGAUCGACCACGAACACAGAAAGCUGCGGCUCAUAGACUGGGGCCUGGCGGAGUUCUACCACCCCAGUCAGGAGUACAACGUUCGAGUGGCAUCUCGAUACUUCAAAGGACCAGAGCUAUUGGUGGACUACCAGAUGUAUGACUACAGUUUAGACAUGUGGAGUUUGGGCUGCAUGCUGGCCAGUAUGAUCUUUAGGAAAGAGCCCUUCUUCCACGGACACGACAACUACGACCAGCUCGUGCGAAUUGCAAAAGUGCUGGGAACUGAAGACUUGUAUGACUAUAUCGACAAAUACAACAUUGAGUUAGACCCACGGUUCAACGACAUUUUGGGCAGACACUCUCGUAAGAGGUGGGAGCGUUUUGUUCACAGUGAGAAUCAGCAUCUGGUUAGUACCGAGGCGCUGGACUUUCUGGACAAGCUAUUGCGUUACGACCAUCAAGCCCGUCUCACAGCCAGAGAAGCCAUGGAGCAUCCCUACUUCUAUCCCAUAGUGAAAGACCAGGCACGGAUGGGAUCCACAUCAGGACUGCCGACUGGCUCCACCCCAGUCAGCUCGUCCAGUAUGAUGACUGGUGGCAUCACGUCCAUGUCCUCAUCACAACCCCUGGCCAACGUCGCAGGAUCCCCGGUCAUCUCGUCUCCUAGCACCAUGGCAACACAGGUUCCCACGGCAACGGGGGCGCAGCCCUGAACUGACACUCUCUACCCUGCCUCCCUCCCUCCCUCCCCUUUUCUUGGACGCCAUUUUUAUGUUGAGUAUAAGAAACGAGACAAAAAGAAAGAGAGAGAAGAUUAGGUUCCGUUAAUGUUUUUUUUUUUCUCCCCCCCCUCCCUCAACCCCCCUCCAAAUGAUAUAAUUAUAUAUUGAGUUUCGGGCGGAGUCUUUGUCCGGCCUGAACUUUAGCUGCGUUCUUUCAUGAUGAUGGUGGUGUCUAGAGAUGCAACUACAAUGUAGAAAUUUAAACA
Molecule: messenger RNA, 1613 nt
Organism: Chanos chanos (milkfish)
Lineage: Eukaryota; Metazoa; Chordata; Actinopteri; Gonorynchiformes; Chanidae
Product: STKc_CK2_alpha domain-containing protein
Exons: 14
Coding region: 157-1338 (393 amino acids)
Biological process (GO): peptidyl-serine phosphorylation; peptidyl-threonine phosphorylation; regulation of cell cycle
Cellular component (GO): protein kinase CK2 complex; cytosol; nucleus
Molecular function (GO): protein serine/threonine kinase activity; ATP binding
Source: RefSeq, a predicted model, not a curated record